AGGUACUGUAAAUUUAAUGAUAGGGUAUGAGGUAUGCAAGGUAUUACAUAACUAUGAAUACAUAUAAGUCAUACAACAUUACUGUAUUUAUAGGUAUAAUUUCCAUUGUGCCGGACAGUUGAACACGUGGCUCGUUGGUCUAGGGGUAUGAUUCUCGCUUCGGGUGCGAGAGGUCCCGGGUUCAAAUCCCGGACGAGCCCUUAUUUUACAACUAGUUUUAUAAUUGCUUUUCCGUUUCGUUUAUCUCUGCCCCACGUUUCUGUAAAUGUAAUAUGCACCAUUUGUUCCUUUGUUGUUAGGCGUUCUUAUGACAUACGGGUGCACACAGAGGCAAAAUAUUAAAAUCCUGCAAAACAUGGAUCUUUUGAAAGAUUUAAAAAUUGAUUCCCUUUAUUCUGAUCCAAUGGGUUGGGGGUCUGCUUCGCCGGCCAUUUCGACUUUUCGCCAUUGCGUGCCUGUUGGCUCGUUUUUUCAUUCGAUUCUGAGAAUGAAACAGACACAGGCGUCUGCUACUGCUUGCAGCAGUUAUGUACGGCUCGUUUAUUUUUGCUCAUUUACUCAGAAAUUGCUGUAGGGAGUUGUGGUUUGUUUACGGAUACUCACUAAGUAUUUCUACACGACUAAAUACUGGUAAAUGCCGGUAGCCCCACUUGGCGCGUCACCAACCGAAACAUGGUCGACAGGAAACGUUCAAGACGGCAACAUUUCAUUUCUGCUGGUCUUUUCGGGUGAAGAAAUUAAUUUAAAGAGUGAAUCACGGCAUUUUGAUAUAACCCAUCCAAUAUAGUUGUUGCGUGUCUCCGUCACAGGUACAAAAUCGUGAUCGGACUUCGUCUUUCCUGUGGCUCGUUGGUCUAGGGGUAUGAUUCUCGCUUUGGGUGCGAGAGGUCCCGGGUUCAAAUCCCGGACGAGCCCAAUUUUUUUUCUGGUUUGUCUUUAAACAAUUCCUUACCAUCUGGCUGUAUAUACACAUCUUUUAGAUAAUAUAUCAUCUAUCUAUAUACCUAUAUAGAUAUAGAUAUAUGUAUAUAUAGCGUUGUUCCUCCCCUUCUAUCUACACCCCUCCUAUCCUCCAUCCUCCCUUCCUUAUUCCUCCACCUGCUUUCGGUCAAACGGCGAACAAAGAGCGCCUCCACCUCUCUGCUCCCCCAGCUGUUGUUGGGAGGGCUUACGGCCGGGUAGAAAUAAAGAGAGACGUUCCUGUUCCGCCCCCACAAACGCCGCAGACAGUCCUGACAGGCGGCAGCCGAGCCGGGCUCUUUCUCUGUGUUCACAGCGGCGACACUGAAAAAGAGACGAGACGGAUCGGAAUCAGCUCAGCUGGAGAGUCAGCGUGGGAAUUUGAGAUUAACUGCUUUGGCACAUCGUUGGAAGCCUUUCAGAUCACCCUCAGGGAUUUACUAUUAUUAUUAUUAUUAUUAUUAUUAUUCACCGCAGCAGCAAAAGGAGGAAAAACUCCCAGUGUGCGCCUGACGAUGGUCCUGUGUGAAGAUGGCGAGUGCAGCGUCUGCCUCCUGCCGUACUCCCGCAUGGACCGGAUACCCCGGCUGCUCCACUGCAGGCACACCUUCUGCGAACCGUGCCUGGAGACGAUAUCCCGGCUGAGGAGCGGGCACCUGGCCGUGUCCUGCCCGCUGUGCCGCCGGGUCACCUGCAUAGGGCCGGAGCGCAGCCUGCAGGAGGCCCUGUGGGUCGACCUGGAGCUGUGGGAGCGGAUACAAGAGGCCGCAGUGGUGGAAGAGGAGGAGAAGGAGGAGGAGGAGGAGGAGGAUGGACAGAAACGAAGAGCGACAGUGCAGAGGAUGGAGGCUAAACAGCAGCCCGCAUUACAGGCCGAGUGCGUUUCCUGGCGGCCGGCCCCGGCGCGCCUCAGGCUGCCCGCUCUGUUCCGGAGGUUCAGCUGGACCAAGCCGCACCGGGAGACCGUCAUCCCCAGCAGCAACAGCGUAGAAAUGAAAUCCUGGCGCCGACUCUCAACGGACGACGUCUUCUAAGAAAUGCAACCGGAGGAUCCAUUUGUCUUCCUGUUGGGAGACGGUUUUGUCCUCAGCUGAAGGUCUUCCCAUUAUUUCAUCCAGGCUUAAUUCUCCCAGCUGGUGCAGUGGGAUUUAGUUCAGCUGUCCCAGUCCGGCUAACGCCCCCAAACCCUCUCACAGCAGAUGGUCCGCUCCUCAUCACUCAGCAUAACUUAUUAUUUUUCCUUAUUUAUGACAGUUUGUUGACAGAGUUUGUAAUUAAACUAUUUUUAAAAUAUUUCUUUUCCACUUUUUUUUUUUUUUUUUUUUUGAAUUUCUUUCUUUGUGAUUUUAAGGAAUCGUGAGCUCCAGCUUGAAAACUCCACUCUUCCCUCCAUCUUUCCUGAAGUAUUAAGUCAGAACAUGAAUAUGAUAAUGUGACUGGAACUUUAUGCACACACACACAAAAAAGAAAAAGCUUUGCAUAAAACACCCAGUCAGCCAUGAAAGUGGAUUAUAAUCUUCAUUCAUCGAGCAUCUGGCGAAUUUUCCACGUUAAAUGAUAUCAGAGAACUGGACCGUCACUUCGAAGGGAACGCCCUUCGUUCCCCCUGCCUGCCUGUGUCUGUGCUGGAGGGUUCUGUUGUUAUGAAGUGUGCUGUCACACACACCCACACACACACACACUCCGGAGUUGUUUUGUUUCAGCACGAAUUAGUUUCGCCUCAGUCAUAUUAAGGUCAGCGCAGUAAGAAAUCCGUUAGUCGUCCCACUGGUUUAGCAAACAGCAGGCUGCCUCAGCUGCAGAGCUCUUAAAGAGACAGUCCCGCUUUAACGCCUGUUAUUAAUCUGACUGAGCCUUUCAAUUCCCUUUUUUUCCCCAUGUUUUCAUGUUAAAGCCGUAAGCCUCAGUGGUGGUGUGAUUUAUUUGGGAUUAAAUGUGAGCAAUCUAAACCACAGGUGUCAAACCCAAGGCCUGCGGGCCAAAUCCGGCCCACCACAGCUGUUACUGAGGCCCUCUACAAUUUAGAGGGCCACAUGAAUUGAAGUUCUAAGACAACAGCUACACGCUUAAAUAUUAUUUUAUCAGUCAAGUCCAACCAGUUUUCAACUGUAUAGGACCAAAUUACAUUAUUGUGA
This is a messenger RNA of Xiphophorus hellerii (green swordtail), 3095 nucleotides long. Its product is annotated as E3 ubiquitin-protein ligase RNF186. Bases 1476 to 1994 code for a protein of 172 amino acids. Gene Ontology annotation, biological process: protein ubiquitination. Gene Ontology annotation, molecular function: ubiquitin protein ligase activity. The transcript is spliced from 4 exons. The record is from RefSeq and is a predicted model, not a curated record. Lineage: Eukaryota; Metazoa; Chordata; Actinopteri; Cyprinodontiformes; Poeciliidae.